Molecule: messenger RNA, 3052 nt
Organism: Dermochelys coriacea (leatherback sea turtle)
Lineage: Eukaryota; Metazoa; Chordata; Testudines; Dermochelyidae
Product: follicle-stimulating hormone receptor
Biological process (GO): male gonad development; follicle-stimulating hormone signaling pathway
Cellular component (GO): membrane
Molecular function (GO): G protein-coupled receptor activity; follicle-stimulating hormone receptor activity
Source: RefSeq, a predicted model, not a curated record
AGCCUUCCUUUUAAAUGAGGGAGGAGAACACAGAUGUAAAGACAAACAUGUCUCUUUUUUUAAUCUGUUUGGUGGUUUUCCUGGGUGGUUGCUUUGGAUGUCAGCAUCAUCUCUGUCAGUGCUCUGACAGGAUAUUCAUCUGUCAGGAGAGCAAAGUGAUCCAGAUUCCUCGGGACAUUCCCAGAAACUCCACUGAACUGAGAUUUGUCCUCACCAAGGUGAGAGUCAUUGCAAAAGGAGCUUUCUCAGGACUUGGUGACCUAGAGAAAAUAGAGAUCUCCCAGAAUGACGCCUUGGAAGUCAUAGAAGCUAAUGUGUUUUCCAACCUUCCCAAACUACAUGAAAUAAGAAUUGAGAAAGCAAAUAACCUUGUAUACAUUGACCAAGACGCCUUUCAGAAUCUUCCUAGCCUCAAAUAUCUGUCAAUAUCAAACACUGGUAUUAAGUUUUUACCAACUGUACAUAAGCUACAAUCUCUCCAGAAAGUUUUAUUAGAUAUUCAAGAUAAUAUAAAUAUACGUACAAUUGAAAGGAAUUCCUUCAUGGGCCUGAGUUCUGAAAGUGUCAUUAUACGACUGAAUAAAAAUGGAAUUCGAGAAAUACAGAAUCAUGCAUUUAAUGGAACCUACUUGGAUGAGCUAAAUCUUAGUGAUAAUCACAAUCUAGAAAAAUUACCUAAUGAGGUUUUUCAAGGAGCCAAUGGCCCAGUUGUUCUGGAUAUUUCAAAGACAAGAAUCAGUUUCCUGCCCGCCUAUGGAUUAGAAAAUAUUAAGAAGCUAAGAGCACGAUCUACCUACAAUUUAAAAAAACUGCCUGCCUUAGAGAAGUUUGUUGCACUAAUUGAGGCUAACCUCACCUAUCCUAGCCAUUGCUGUGCAUUCACAAAUUGGAAAAGACAAAUUUCUGCAUUGCAUCCAAUAUGUAAUAAAUCUGAUGUCAUGCAAGAUGCUGAUGAGCAGCCUGCGGACAGGAUGCACAGAAGAUCUGCAGCUGAGGACUACAUUUCCAAUGACUACAUAGCUUUUGACUCACUAGAAAAUGAAUUUGACUUUGACUACGGCUUAUGUAAUGAAGUAGUACAUGUGGCUUGCUCUCCUAAGCCUGAUGCCUUCAAUCCUUGUGAAGAUAUCAUGGGAUACAAUAUUCUCAGAGUCCUGAUAUGGUUUAUCAACAUUCUAGCUAUCACCGGGAACAUCAUUGUGCUGGUUAUUUUAAUAAGCAGUCAGUAUAAACUCACUGUCCCUCGGUUUCUAAUGUGCAAUCUUGCAUUUGCAGACCUAUGUAUAGGCAUCUAUCUGUUGCUGAUUGCAUCUGUUGAUAUACAGACCAAAAGCCAGUAUUACAACUAUGCCAUAGACUGGCAAACUGGUGCGGGAUGCAGUGCUGCAGGGUUUUUCACUGUGUUUGCAAGCGAACUUUCAGUUUACACACUGACUGUGAUCACUCUGGAAAGAUGGCAUACAAUCACCUAUGCCAUGCAACUGGACCGCAAGGUUCGAUUUCGCCAUGCCAUGGUUAUUAUGAUUUUUGGUUGGAUGUUUGCCUUCACUGUGGCCCUUCUUCCCAUAUUUGGAGUUAGCAGCUACAUGAAAGUCAGCAUUUGCUUGCCCAUGGAUAUAGAAACACCCCUUUCCCAGGCUUAUAUCAUAUUCCUUUUAGUACUGAAUGUUCUUGCAUUUAUGAUCAUCUGUGCCUGUUACAUCUGCAUCUACUUUACAGUGAGAAACCCUAAUGUAAUCUCUUCAAACAGUGACACCAAAAUUGCCAAGCGCAUGGCUAUACUGAUCUUCACUGAUUUUCUGUGCAUGGCACCAAUCUUUUUUGCAAUAUCGGCAUCACUCAAGCUUCCUCUCAUCACUGUGUCCAAAUCCAAGAUCCUCCUAGUUUUGUUCUAUCCUAUCAAUUCAUGUGCCAAUCCUUUCUUGUAUGCGAUUUUCACAAAGACCUUCCGCAGGGAUUUCUUCAUUUUACUGAGUAAGUUUGGUUGCUGCGAAAUGCAAGCCCAAAUUUACAGAACAGAGACUUCUUCAUCUGUCCAUAAUUCGCAUAUGAGAAAUGGCCAUUGUACUCCAGCUUCUAAAACCAGUGAUGGAACUAUUUAUUCAUUAGUUCCUCUGAAUCACUUGAACUGAAAUAUUUGUGUGGAUUUACGUAUAUGGCAGCAUGAUUGUUUUUAACUGUGAAUUUGUAAAAUGAUUUUAACAUAACAUGUAAAGUUAUAUUUGAAAUGGAAAACAUUUGAUUUUCUGCUGUAUAUUUUAUUUUUUAUAAACAGCCAGCAAAAGUGACAUAUCAUCUUCAGUUCUUGAAGGACAACCAACAAAACUUCAGUUAACACUGUCUUUGAAGAAUUUCUCAAGAAUUACAUAAACUCUGGAGAAUGUCUUUUCUCCCCACACUUUUCUAAAGUUGUGCUAGGCUAUGUAAUGCAUUGUGUUUGAGAAUUCAGUGUUGACUAUCAAUGGCUGAAAGAAAAAAAUACAGAAUUAAAAUGUUUUUCUGAGAAACAUACUAGAGGUCUUGUUAAGGGUACAAUAAUUUGACAAAGUAGUAAUACAUACUACACAUUUAGCUGACAAGAGCUAAAGUUCAAGAUUAUUUCACCACCGCACAAUGGUAUCGGAAGAGGAGAUUUUGGUCCACAUUGUUUUUGUUUCCAUCACCAAAGCAGUAGGCUAAAAGGCACCUUCAAGUCAGUACUGGUCCAAUUCUGAUCCAAAUCCAUGUGGGACGUGUCCCAGUGUGCACAUAAAAGUCCAUUAGCAAAUGGUUGAUGCACUUUUCCUUAAUGAGCUGAACGUCGUUGCAGAAGUCACUCUCAUUUCAAAACAACAUUGGUUGAAUCUGGUGAUUAAGAGUAUUUGUGACUUUGUACCACCAGAUUCUGACACGUGAAUGGACAAACACCUUGACCCUGCAAGUCCCUGUGGGCACCUGUAGCCAGCUGCAUUGAACUUGAGGGAAGAGCACAGGCUGCAGGAGGACAGAGUUUGGAGGAGGCAACAGCCAAUCUGUAUGAACAUGAUUUGAAUGUAAGCUGCAGUUGCAGCAU